Molecule: messenger RNA, 2358 nt
Organism: Peronospora farinosa
Lineage: Eukaryota; Oomycota; Peronosporomycetes; Peronosporales; Peronosporaceae
Source: the annotation of a GenBank genome assembly
AUGAAGGUUGAGAUUGAUGGCCUCGAAGUGAUUUUCCCGUAUGAGCGCAUGUACUCGGAGCAAUUGCAGUACAUGCGUGAAUUAAAGCGUGCUCUUGAUGCACAGGGCCAUUGUAUGCUGGAAAUGCCUACGGGUACUGGCAAGACCGUGUCUUUGUUGUCCCUUGUAUUAGCCUAUAAACACGCCCAUCCGACUGUUGGAAAAUUGGUGUAUUGUACACGAACGGUCCCCGAAAUGGCCAAAUGUGUCGAAGAGAUCAAGAAAUUAAUUGCGUGUCGUACACAAUAUUAUGGCGACAGGGCCCAGGUGACGGCUGUGUGUCUCAGCUCGAGACGAAAUAUGUGUGUACACCCAAGAGUUAUGGCCCAUGCUGACGGUGAAGACGUCGAUGGUCAAUGUCGAAAGAUGACGGCAUCAUGGGUUAGGGCAAAAGCGGCUCAAGCGAAUAAUAGCAAUCAAGCCAGUUCGAUGCCCCCCACUGAAAUCCCAGAAACUUGUUCUUUUUUUGAAAAGUACGAAACGCGAAAAAGUGACGAGACAAUUUUACCACCUGGUGUUUAUGCAGUGGAUGAUUUAAAAGAAUUGGGUGUUCAAAAAGGCUUGUGUCCCUAUUUUUUAACACGAUAUGUCGUUACUUAUGCUGAUAUAGUGGUAUACAAUUAUCAGUACAUGCUGGAUCCUAAAGUUAGUCAAUUAGUAUCCAGGAGCUUUGAAAAAGAGAGUGUUAUCGUGUUUGAUGAAGCACAUAAUAUUGAUAAUGUGUGCAUUGAAGCACUAAGUGUUGAUUUGGAUCGACGAGGACUUGAUCGAGCAUCGAGGAAUUUGACGACGUUGUCCAGUCAAGUGAACAAAUUGAAGCAAGCGGACAAAUCUCGAUUGGAUGCAGAAUAUCGACGAUUGGUAGAAGGUCUUCGUUCUAGUAACGCCGUAGUGGCACCCACGUAUACGAAUCCGACCACAAAUCAAGCCAUUGAAACAAAUCAUGAUAUUAUGCUCGGAAACCCCGUGUUGCCAGAUGAUGUACUGGAUGAAGCUAUUCCGGGUAACAUUCGACGGGCGGAACACUUCGUCGCAUUUAUGCGUCGACUGAUUGAGUAUUUGCGUCAACGAAUCCGAGUACGACAGGUGGAAUCUGAGACGCCCCAGGCUUUUCUUCAUCAGUUACACCAGGCUAUUAGUGUGGACAUUAAGCCCAUGAAGUUUUGUUAUACGCGACUUAAUUCACUCUUACGUACGCUAGAAGUGACGAAUUUGGAGGAGUUUAACUCGUUGACACAUGUAGCAGAUUUUGCGACAUUGGUGGCCACCUACGCAGAAGGGUUUAUGCUGAUCAUUGAGCCAUUUGAUAGUUCUUCAGGUGUUCAUGAUCCUGUGCUGCAGCUUACGUGCUUGGAUGCUUCACUGGCGAUUCGUCCGGUGUUUGAGCGUUUCUCUAGCGUCAUUAUUACAUCUGGAACAUUGUCCCCAAUUGAUUUGUACCCUCGACUACUAAAUUUUAACCCAGUAAUUCGAGAAUCGCUGCCUAUGUCUGUGUAUCGCUCGAGUAUUUGUCCCUUGGUGAUCACACGUGGUAGUGACCAGAUGCCGGUUAGCACCAAGUUUGACCUUCGAGACGAUUUAUCUGUUGUGCGUAAUUACGGCACUCUUCUGCUUGAGAUGGCAGCUUGUACUCCUGAUGGCAUGGUAUGUUUCUUCCCAUCGUAUCUUUACAUGGAAAAAAUUAUCGGUCAAUGGGAUUCGCUUGGCGUGCUCAAACGUGUUCUCUCAAGCAAGCUGCUUUUUAUUGAGACCAAGGACAUUGUAGAGACGACAUUAGCGCUGGACAAUUACAAAAAAGCCUGUGAUUGUGGACGGGGUGCUAUUUUUUUCUCGGUUGCUCGUGGAAAAGUAGCAGAAGGAAUUGAUUUUGACCGUCACUACGGACGUGCUGUGCUUCUUUUCGGUAUCCCAUUCCAGUACACGCUGUCAAAUACGUUGCGUGCACGGCUAGAGUACUUACGUUACACUCAUCAGAUCCGUGAAGGUGAUUUUCUCACUUUUGAUGCGUUACGCCAAGCAGCUCAAUGUGCCGGUCGAGUUCUUCGUAGUAAAACUGAUUAUGGACUGGUUCUUUUUGCUGACUCACGGUACAAUCGGGCUGACAAACGAACGAAAUUACCUCCGUGGAUUACCCAGUUUCUCGUGGAUUCCCACUUGAAUUUGUCGGUGGAUAUGGCAGUUUUUAUGGCCAAGAAAUAUCUGUCCUUAAUGGCUCAACCAGUUGAUGAAUCUACCAACGUCAACUCUAUUUUACUAGAUGCCGAUGGCGUCGACAAGUGGCUUGGCAAACAUUCAAAGAAAGACGAACUGAUGCAGUAA